Molecule: messenger RNA, 1322 nt
Organism: Hyaloscypha bicolor E
Lineage: Eukaryota; Fungi; Ascomycota; Leotiomycetes; Helotiales; Hyaloscyphaceae
Product: NAD(P)-binding protein
Exons: 1
Coding region: 291-1190 (299 amino acids)
Source: RefSeq, a predicted model, not a curated record
ACCUUUCCCAUCUCCGAACCUCCACCACCAUUCCAUAAUCUCCAUGUACGAUCAAGAACAGGGUCAAGCUUCCAAACGCCCAUAGCCCCCACUCCGCUCCUCGGUUGGUCCGCAAGAUAUUUCAAAUCUGGUGAUCGAAUAUCGCCAGUGGACGCUUCUACUCCGGGGCUGGCUUGGAGGGUAGGAAGUAUAAAGCCAGCCCCCUUCCAUUCUCUCAGUUCUAUCUUCAUUCUCAAUCAGUUCUCUAUUCAAUCUCAAACAUCCAUUAGUUCUUACAAAAAACAAACACAAUGACUAAAUCCAUCCCAGAAAACGCCGUCUGGCUUAUAUCAGGCUGCUCCUCUGGCCUUGGCCAGAACCUCAGCACACUCCUCCAAGAAACCAACACCUACCGCAUCGUAGCAACAGCCCGACGCCUCUCCGCCCUCUCCUACCUCCCCUCCUCCCCAAACAUCCUGAAACUCGAGCUCGACGUCACCUCCCAAACGUCGAUCGACGCGGCGGUCGCAGCAGCAGUUGAGAAGUUCGGGAGAAUCGACGUCCUAGUCAAUAAUGCAGGAUACGGACUCAUGGGCGAUGCAGAGGGUACCUCCGACGCCGAAGCACGCGAGAUAAUGGAUACGAAUUUCUGGGGUGCGGUCAAUAUGACAAAAGCUGUGCUACCUGUAUUCCGUGAUGUGAAUCCGGCUGGUGAUGGAGGCGUCGUUGUGAUGGUCAGCUCCAUGGGUGGCUUCAUCGGUUUUCCCGGGGGCACAUAUUACCAUGCGAGCAAGUUCGCCAUGGAGGGAUUCACAGAGAGCGUGGCGAAGGAGAUGUUCCCUGAGUGGAAUAUCAGGUUCUUGAUUCUGGAGCCUGGUGGAGUCAAGACGAAGUAUGCAUCCGGAAUUAGAUACUCAAAAAGGCAUCCGGCGUACUUGGAUCCAAAGGGACCCACCAAUCAGAUGAUUGCGUAUCUCCAGACCCCAGGUAUUGAGGAUGCUUGGGGUGACGCAGUGCUUGUGGUCAAGGCUUUGGUCAAGGUCGUGGCGUCUGAUGAUAUUCCGUUCAGAUUGCCCAUGGGGAGUGAUGCGUGGGGAUUGAUGAAAGCGGAGGUGCAUGGCAUGGACAAAGAACUUGAGAAGUGGAAAUCGGUGAGCGAAAGCUCCUCAGGUGGGGAACAGUUGGAGAGUGUUGAAUUUUUGAAGAAAUGAGGAUACAACGGCAUUGUUCAGUAGCUUUUGUAAAUAGAUUUUUUCAAGGAGCCACUUAGCUAUAAAUUAGAAUGAGCAUUUAAAAACAAGGGCAAAGCUUGCUCUCUCGGUGAGAAAUAUACGAAACUCGAG